Messenger RNA from Scleropages formosus (Asian bonytongue), 2456 nucleotides. It is a transcript of the gene afg2b, whose product is annotated as AFG2 AAA ATPase homolog B. Gene Ontology annotation, cellular component: VCP-NPL4-UFD1 AAA ATPase complex; cytosol; nucleus. Lineage: Eukaryota; Metazoa; Chordata; Actinopteri; Osteoglossiformes; Osteoglossidae. The transcript has 8 exons. Gene Ontology annotation, molecular function: ATP binding; ATP hydrolysis activity; polyubiquitin modification-dependent protein binding. The record is from RefSeq and is a predicted model, not a curated record. Gene Ontology annotation, biological process: mitotic spindle disassembly; autophagosome maturation; retrograde protein transport, ER to cytosol. The coding region runs from base 103 to 2364 and encodes 753 amino acids.
GCUGAGCGUGUAACGGUAAAACUUUCUCAAUGUGUAGAUAAUAACAUCAGACGCUGCAGUUUACUAGUCUUGCGCUGCUGUCUUUUACAGUGAUUCUGCAAAAUGGAGGAGAUGUGUCUGAAAGUUCUCCCUUUGGAUCCAGUCGACUUGGGCACACAGAGGUGCAGACUGGGCCCUGAAGCUAUGGUAUCUCUCGGACUCAAGAUUGGCUUCCCAGUUAGAUUAAGUCUGUCUGGGGGGGACUGUCUGUGUACAGCAUGGCCAAGAAGUGACUUGGCUGAGGGUUUCUUGCAGAUUGACACUAAAUGUGCUACAAAAGAUUUCACCUCGCUUAUGAACAGAAACCUGCUGGUCAGCCUAAGCCAGAUCAAGGCUGUGACUUGUCCAAAGGUAAAAUGUGUGAGAGUAAACGUAGUUGUACAAUCGGAAGAAUUUAAAAAAAAUUCACCUGUGCAUUUCAUUCAGGAUGUGGUGAAAGACAUGCUGCGAGGCACCUAUGUGUCAGAGCGGCACGUAGUUAAUGUGAGGCACUUGGGAACUCCAGUUCAGUUAAUUGUUAUUGAACGUUUACAUCAGUCCACUGGUGAGACGGGUCUCAUCACCGGUAAAACAAGUAUCAGUGUGGGAGAGAUACAGACUCACAGCAAAUACAUAAGCCAGCAAAAGGAAUUGUCCAGUAUUGCACUGGGAGGAAUGGAGGAGGUUUGUGCUUUGCUAAAAGAAAUGCUAAAUUUGCCACUCAACUAUCCAGGAACAUUGCAAAAGCUUGGCCUCUCCUGCCCUAAAGGUGUAUUGCUUAUUGGGCCCCCUGGGGUUGGCAAAACCACAUUGGUAAGAAGUGUCGUCAAAGAGGUUGGUGCUUCUCUGGUGACAAUAAAUGGGCCUGUGAUUCUUGGGUCAAGACCUGGAGAAAGUGAGGAAAACCUAAGAAAGAUGUUCCAACGAGCUGCACAAGCUUCCCUAGAUGGACCUUGUGUUCUGUUCAUAGAUGAAAUUGAUUCUUUGUGUCCAAAACGGGCUGGUUCAAGAAGUGCCCCCCAAAACAGGACUGUAGCACAGUUGUUAACACUGAUGGAUGGCAUUGGUAGCGUGCAACGUUUUGUCGUCAUUGGGGCAACCAACCAACCGGACACCUUGGAUCCUGCCUUAAGGAGGCCUGGCAGAUUUGACAGAGAGGUCAUUAUUGGUGUUCCAGUGCUUAAUGAGAGGAAAUCCAUUUUGGACUCCUUAACUUCGAAGAUGGCUCUGUCAGACAACGUGGACUUGAUUGCCUUAGCAGAAAUGACCACUGGAUAUGUAGGAGCUGACCUGAGUGCCCUCUGUAGAGAAGCAGCUUUGAAAGCCAUUUUCUGGAGCUCCCAGGGUUCCCACGGUCAGACAGUAGGCAUGGAACACUUUCUUGAGGCCUUCAAAAAAGUCCAGCCAUCCUGUCUCAGGAGCAGUAUUGGCCUGACCGAUUUCAAACCUAUCACUUGGGACCAAAUAGGUGGUUUAGAGGAAGUCAAGUUAAAGCUGAAGCAGAGUAUUGAGUGGCCCAUGAAGUUCCCGGAGGCCUUUGUCAGGCUUGGUCUAUCACGCCCACGUGGGAUUCUAUUGUAUGGUCCCCCUGGAUGUGCCAAGACCACUCUGGUGAAGGCUGCUGCUGGCUCUUCCCACUGCACAUUUCUGUCAGUCAGUGGGGCAGACCUCUUCUCACCUUUUGUUGGAGACUCUGAAAAGGCCCUGGCUCAGCUUUUUCGCCAAGCCAGAGCAUGUGCACCCUCCAUUUUGUUCUUGGAUGAGAUCGACACUUUACUGGGCUCCCGUGAGGACAGCAGAGCACCUCACAGUGUCCAGGCUAGAGUGCUCUCUGUUCUUCUGAAUGAGAUGGAUGGUGUGGGGCUGAAGACUCUGGAGAGGAGAGGAACAGAGAGGCAAAAGUACCUUGCAGAGGGCUCCAGUGAUGUGAAAGAGGAGCAGCAAAUGGAAUACCAUGAAGUCUGCAACAAGGAUGUGAUAAUAGUGGCUGCAACAAACAGACCAGGUGUCAUAGAUAAUGCUCUUCUGCGACCAGGAAGAUUAGAUAAGAUCAUUUAUGUGCCACCCCCUGAUCUAGAGGCACGCCUGGCCAUUCUGAAGAUUUGCACUGAGAAGAUGCCACUGGAGGAGGAUGUCUCUCUGAAAGAGCUGGCAGAGGAAACACACUUGUUUUCAGGGGCUGACUUGGAGAAUCUUUGUAAAGAGGCAGCCCUAUUGACCCUUCAAGAGGAAAGCAUGGAGGCAUCCACAAUAAAACACCAGUACUUCCAGAAAUCACUCCAAAGUAUGAGACCUUCCCUCAGCACCCAGCAAAUAGAACAUUAUCAACAUCUGUUUAUGAGCUGAAUGCUGUGCAUUAUAUAUAUUAUUACAUGUAUUUGCAGUGUUAAUUGCUGGUUUAACACCAUAUAAAAUAAAAGCAAUUAUUUUAUUGUUAA